ACUUUUCAGGCGCACUCUGGGGAAACAGGUUUUAGUAAUCCAACGAAAUAGGCAGCAAAACACCGGCGCGCCAGAGUAAGCGCGAUCAGCAAGUGAGGCACAUCGUCCCAGACGAGGGACCAGUCGAGGAUGUUCCGUGCGAUGUGAAAAGAGGCGCAAAAAUGCCGCACCCGACGCAGCAGCCGCCGCUUUCCCUCGGAGUUCCUCUCGCCUUGCACUUUUUCUGCCAGGCCGUUUGCCGCUCUUUUUACACGUUCGCCUGCACCGCCCAGCUGGAGGCGCGAGGCUGGAGCCAAAGCACAUGCGGACUCAUCUUCGGCAUCAACGAACUCGGCAUUUUGGUCGUUCUGCCACUCAGCGUGUUCUCGAUUCAGAAAUUCGGCUCCCGCCUGGCGGUGCACUAUGGAGUAUUUGUCGUCGGCGUGACGUUCAUGCUAUUGGGAUUCGCUGACAACUACGCUGGCGACGAAGCGUUCAUGUUUCUGAGUUUCAUGUUCCGGUUAGCGGCCGGGGUUUGCUCCACUCUGGCGUACAUGGCCUCGUUUACCCUCUUGCUGGCUCUGCCUCCUCGCAGGUCCACCUAUUAUCUCAGCUUUCUCGUGCCCCAUGCGUUCGGACUGAUUUGCGGAUCGCUGCUGGGCGCCUCCGCUCAAGAGGCCGCUCGAUUCGAGAUUUCCUACAUUGCGCUCGGGUUUUCCGCGAUUUGCGUGUCCUACGUUGUUCCCUGCAACCUGCCGUUGGACGCUGAUGUCGACCUUUUGGUUACAAAUCACGAGAUCCUCGCGCCUGUUCAAAAAAUUUUAACCCGGAGUUUCCGACUGCACACGGUGCGCACCGGCAGCAUUAUUGUGGCAGUCGGAAGCAUGUGCCUGAGCUACAUCAACAACACGAUUGGACCCUUCCUUCUAUCUGAGUUAAAGUUCAACCCUAUGGAAGUAUGGGCAACGUUCGCUCUGCUGUAUUGCACAGCAGUCUUAACGGCCUGCGUGGUGGGCUCGCUUUGCGACCGCGGAGCGCCGCCCUUGUUAUUCACGGCCACUGGGCUCAUCUGCAUGCUGACUGGCCUCUUUUUCAUCGGUCCAGCAGACUCGUUUGAGAUUCCCUUGAGCUGGUCCGUCGGUGUGAUGGGUGUUAUUGCCUUUGGCCUUGGAUUCGCGACGUCGUUCGUCUCAGUGUUCGCUUCGCUCAAUCAAACACUGCAAACUGAGCGUGAAUCCACUAACACGAUCUGCGGAGUCGUCACUGCUGUAUUGGUGGUCUCGCACGUGACGGGGUCACUUUUAGGAGAUGUCACAUUCGGCUUUCUCGCAGACUUGGUUGGCUUCAGCAAUUCAGCAAUUUUGGCUAUGUUUCCUAUUUUGUUUGCCCUGGCAGUGAUGACUCUUCAAGUUUGUUACGCUUCGUCAGAAAACAACUUGAUCGCCCUCUUUGAUGAAACCAAGGAUGCCGUAUCGUACGGAAGCAUUGAAGAAAGUACCGGUCAGCUUCUACCAGAAAAAGAGUCUGUGCUAUUUUGAACAAGAACCGAUCAUGAAUAAAGGAUAAAAUGAUGAUGCAUUGUAUAUGCUGCAAAUGGUAAAUAAUAUUGUAAGGGGAUAUCCGUGUGGCAUGUCGUUGCUAUACUUGAGAGCAUUGCGCAGGUGAAAAGGGGAUUAUUUGCUUAUAAAUAAAAUACGAUCUGUCUGGUGUAAGCGGCUCUCGAUUUCGGAUAAAAAAAUGUAGCCAAGGGAACUUUUGUAUACGCUUAAUCGCAAUCUGGAGCUGACAUCUGGUCAGAAACAUACUAAACUUAUGAAACAGCUUGAAAAUGCAACAGCUCAUUUCGUUUAAUAAAUUUAAUCCUUGUUUUAUUUUGUGACCAUUUAACAGGUCGAUUUGUAGUACCGAUUGCUGGUUCAAACAUUGCACCUACAAUUUUUAGAAACGCUUUUGCAUAUGAGGAGCAAAGAUGAAUAUAUUUUGGAUAUCGAAUUUAAUAAAAUCCUCAUAAUAACUUCCUACGAUUUGCAUUUUAAUUGCGCUAUGAAUUUAUAAUAAAUCUUUAUUGUCUUUUGGCAUUAUAUUAUUAUUUAUUGUCUUUUUAUAUUUCGUUAUAUCGUAUAUCAUUAAUAUAAGUUCAAGAAUUAUAGAUAAAGAAAUAAGUCUAAUAAAGCGGUUCGGUUCACUACGCAACA
Messenger RNA from Cloeon dipterum, 2174 nucleotides. RefSeq lists its product as uncharacterized. The record is from RefSeq and is a predicted model, not a curated record. The coding region runs from base 162 to 1517 and encodes 451 amino acids. Gene Ontology annotation, biological process: transmembrane transport. The transcript has 12 exons. Lineage: Eukaryota; Metazoa; Arthropoda; Insecta; Ephemeroptera; Baetidae. Gene Ontology annotation, molecular function: transmembrane transporter activity.